This is a messenger RNA of Arabis nemorensis, 693 nucleotides long. The record is from the annotation of a GenBank genome assembly. Lineage: Eukaryota; Viridiplantae; Streptophyta; Magnoliopsida; Brassicales; Brassicaceae.
AUGGCUGAGAAGAAGAAGAAACACUUAUUACAUGAGCUUCUUGAAGAUGACCAAGAGCCUUUUCAUCUCAACCAUUACAUCUCCGACCUUCGUUCUCAGAUGGGUUACUCCGAUUUGCGUCUCAAGAAACGAAAGUCCGACACUUUCUCCGUCUCCGGCAACAAAGUUCCUCCUGGUUUCUUCUCCUGCGAGAGGUCUUGUUUCUUCGCGACCACUCAUUAUAAAUCUCCCGACCCGAGAAAUUCUCCUCUCUUUGAGCUACGGUCUCCGGCGAAGAAGAAGACACGUGACGGUCGAGUUUUCCUCCAGAUUCCGGCGAGAACCGCCGCAAUUCUCUUGGAAGCAGCGGCGAGGAUUCAGAAACAGCAGUCGGAGAAGGCCAACAACAAAGCUCGGACCAGAGGAAACGGGUUUGGGAUGUUUGGUUCAGUCUUGAAGCGGCUUACGAACCGUAAACAAAAACCGCGUUUGGAUAACGCUGACGGAAACGCGGUUUCGUCGGAACGCGGGUCAGAACCGACGAGUAGUAGUAGUCGCCGGAAAGAGAGUUUCGUUGAGAUAGAAGGCGAUAAGUGCUUUGGUGAGAGCCCUUUUCAUUUCGUUCUCCAAACAACUCCUUCUUCCUCCGGUCACCGGACUCCUCAUUUCACAUCGACGGCCACUUCUCCGGCGCGACGCAGUACGGAGCACUAA